AUGCCAGCUGUCACAGAGGCAUUGGCGCGGCGAGCGGCAGAGGCGUGGCACCUUGAUGCUGCUGAGCGCGAAGUUACGACUUUAUUGACGACUCUUGUCAAGCGGAUAAACAUACCUUUCAAUUCAUCAAGUCCUGCAGGCCUGAUAGAAGCCAACACGCGGGAUCCAUGGAGAAAAAGUGGAAAAUACGCGCUGGCCUAUGUCUACUUUUGCAUACCUUUUCUGGUCGUUGCUGGUCUGCUGCGCUACUAUCACCUAUUUACGGACAAGAUUCGAACGGCACUACACCAAGAAGAGGUACUGAAAUCCGCAACGACUUCCUCUCCAGACACAGACUACGAGAUGUCGGUCCUUUAUACUGACAAGUCCACAACCAAGUUCUUUCCUCGUGAGGGUCCUCUACCGAGCGCACCAAAGGCGCAGUCUUCCGUUUCGUCCGUUGGACCAAUCAACAAUUGCAUCGCACUCUUCCGAUUUCUGUUUUAUCGACCGAUCCGGCAAAUCGAGUAUCGCAAAGGAUGGAGGCCGCUGAUAUUUCCAUCUUUGGGAGUUUGUCUCAUUGUUCUAGCCGCCUUUCUCCUGGGCUUGCUUUACACCUUGGUUCCACAGCCAUUGUUCUGGGAAAGCAUCGCGUAUGGAUCGCCACCCAUUGCUGUUCGAUCUGGAAUGCUGGCAGUUGCCUUGAUGCCGUGGAUUGUUGGGCUAAGCAUGAAGGCGAACCUCAUCACGAUGAUUACUGGAAUUGGACAUGAGCGGCUCAACGUCCUUCACCGUUGGGGCGCUUAUCUGUGCCUUGCGCUGAGCAUCAUACACACGAUUCCUUUCUACGUCACCCCAGUAUGGGAAAAGGGGGCUCGGCAUGUUUAUGAGUCCUUCUUUACACGAGAGGGAUUCUACGCGUAUGGUACCGGUAUUGCCGCUCUUGUGCCUCUUGGCUUCCUAUGCGUACACUCUCUGGCGCCUCUCCGUCAUCGCAUGUACGAACUCUUCGUCAGUCUCCAUGUUCCGGUCGCCAUUGUCUUUCUAGCCAUGAUGUUCUGGCACUGCCACAACUACCUCACUUCCUGGCACUAUCUGUUUGCAACGCUCGGCAUCUGGCUUUCCUCGUACCUUAUGCGGCUCUUCUACCUGAACUGGACGAACCCAUUCCGCAUGUCCUGGCUAAUUGGCGACGAGGCAGCGGUCACCAUCAUGCCUGAGAAUGCCAUCAAGGUCACAAUUCCUACCCAGAUGAAGUGGAGGCCAGGGCAGUACGUGUAUCUGCGCAUGCCGGGAAUCUCCGUCUUUGAGAAUCAUCCUUUCACCAUUGCAUCACUCUGUAGCGAUGACUUCCCUUCUGAGUAUGGCGAAGGUUACAGGGACAUGGUCCUGGUGUUCCGCCCCUUCGGAGGUUUCACCAACAAAGUUUACCGCAGUGCGAUCGAGCACGGGCCCUGGCAUACAUAUCGCGCAUUUAUCGACGGUCCUUAUGGAGGAAUGCAACGUCGCAUAGAAGCCUUCGAUGACGUUGUCCUGAUUGCGGGCGGUAGUGGUAUCACGGCUAUUGUCUCCCAGCUCCUAUCGCUCAUCAAGAACAUGCGAGAUGGAAAAGCGGUGACUCGCAAUGUCCACGUUAUCUGGGCACUGAAGCGUCCCGAGACGAUGGAGUGGUUCAAGGAAGAGCUGCGGAUAUGCCGUGAAUAUGCGCCUCCCGACAGUGUUACUUGUCAAUUCUACAUCACAGGCGCGAAGCGCAUGGCGACUGGCCAGCUCGUCAGCGCAAAAACGCCCACUCGACCGGUGUCUCUCUACUUCCACGAUAAGGUCAAUGAUGCCUUCCAAAAUAUUGCAGAUCACCGUCAUUCCGGCAUUGGAUCCAAGCGACAUUCGGCUUUGAUCCGGGACGAAGCACAGGGUGAUCCGGAGCGUGAGAAGGAAUUGCGCCGUGAGAACGAGGACAGCAUAACAGCGCUACCUCAGGCGCAUCUCAUCAACGUCGGCCGCGGUGGACGUCUCGCUCCUCCAAAUUUGAAUCCGAAUCAUUCCAAUCACUCCAUACAUCCGAAUCCAGACUUGAUUGCACCGGCACCCCGCUCCAUUGUUACCCGCCGCACAGAACGCAACCUCUCCCUCGACAUCUCCCAAGCCAUCGAAGCGGGCACCGGCGCCAUCAACCCCGACAUCAUCCAACACGAUCACCCAAACAACAACAACAACAACAUCCACGGCUUCGACUUCGGCUUCCCCUCCACACCCACCGAAUUCCAGAAGAACCUCAUGCGUUUCGCGUUUCUUCCUGCAACCGUGAAGAAGAAGGACGGCUGGAGCACCGAGUACGGACGCCCGGACCUGCCCUUUACACUGAGGCAGCUGAGUAAAGGGUUUGGCAGGAGGACGUGUGUGUUUGUGUGCGGCCCGCCAAGCAUGCGUGUUGCGGUGUCCGAGACGGUGGCGGAGUUGCAGAGGGAUGUGUGGAGUGAUAGCAAGAAGGAUGAGAUUUUCUUGCACACGGAGAACUAUGCUUUGUGA
Messenger RNA from Westerdykella ornata, 2508 nucleotides. RefSeq lists its product as uncharacterized. Gene Ontology annotation, cellular component: plasma membrane. The transcript is spliced from 2 exons. NCBI's taxonomy places the organism in Eukaryota, Fungi, Ascomycota, Dothideomycetes, Pleosporales, Sporormiaceae. Gene Ontology annotation, biological process: iron ion transport; intracellular iron ion homeostasis; copper ion import. Gene Ontology annotation, molecular function: ferric-chelate reductase activity. The record is from RefSeq and is a predicted model, not a curated record. Bases 1 to 2508 code for a protein of 835 amino acids.